Messenger RNA from Pieris rapae (cabbage white), 3039 nucleotides. It is a transcript of the gene Pdk, whose product is annotated as pyruvate dehydrogenase (acetyl-transferring) kinase, mitochondrial. Gene Ontology annotation, cellular component: mitochondrion. The record is from RefSeq and is a predicted model, not a curated record. Gene Ontology annotation, molecular function: pyruvate dehydrogenase (acetyl-transferring) kinase activity. Bases 167 to 1414 code for a protein of 415 amino acids. Lineage: Eukaryota; Metazoa; Arthropoda; Insecta; Lepidoptera; Pieridae. The transcript is spliced from 9 exons. Gene Ontology annotation, biological process: regulation of glucose metabolic process; protein phosphorylation.
GAUACUAGUUUCCGCGACUUUGAAAAAUUAAAUAAUAAUCAAUAAUAAAUAAGACUAUAUCAGUGUAUUAGAUAAUUAUGUGUAGCAAACAACUUUAGUGGUACUUGACAGUAUCGCGUCUCUUAUUCAUAUUUUUCGUGUUCAGUGUUGUGUUAAAAAAAUAUAAAUGAAAAUGAGGUUGGCAGGCACGAUAUUUAGCAAUGUUACAAAAAUGCUGGACUUUUAUUCGCAAUUUAACCCAUCACCAUUAUCUAUAAAACAGUUUAUAGAUUUCGGUCUAAAUGCUUGCGAGAGGAAAUCCUACUUGUUCCUCAGGAAGGAGCUGCCAGUCAGGCUGGCGAAUAUAAUGAAAGAGAUAGCGCUACUUCCUGACAACCUGCUACGGAUGCCGUCAGUUGGUCUUGUGAACCAAUGGUAUGAGAGAUCCUUUGAGGAAAUUAUCCAGUUUGAGAAGAUGGACCCGGAGCAGGCAGUUUUGACUCAAUUUUGCGAACGUCUAGUACACAUUCGCAAUCGUCAUGCUGACGUGGUCCAAACAAUGGCCCAGGGAGUUCUAGAACUCAAGGAGUCGCACGAGGUGGAUCCAGGCGUCGAGAACUCCAUACAGUACUUCCUCGACAGGUUUUAUAUGAGCCGGAUAUCUAUACGGAUGCUGAUGAACCAGCAUACCCUUCUCUUUGGGGAGCAAAUAGGCGCCAAGCAGGAAUCUGUGAACGGCAUCGGGAACGGUGGCCGGCACAUCGGGUCUAUAGACCCGGCGUGUGAUGUGGCCGCGGUUGUGCGGGAUGCCUAUGAAAAUGCAAGAUUCCUCUGCGAUAGGUAUUAUUUGGCGUCGCCUGAUCUGGAGCUGUUACAAAAUGGGGUUCCGAGUGAUAGGCCGCUACCGAUAGUAUACGUGCCGUCUCACCUGUAUCAUAUGCUGUUCGAGCUUUUUAAGAACGCUAUGAGGGCUGUCAUGGAGCUUCAUGAAAGCAACCCACCGCCUGUUACGCUAAAUAUUAUUCAAGGGCGUGAGGAUAUUUCACUGAAGUUGUCUGACCGAGGUGGUGGCAUUCCUCGAAGCGUGACUGAUCUUCUCUUCAAAUACAUGUACAGUACAGCGCCACAGCCAUCUAAGUCUGAUUCACAUAAUGUUCCACUGGCAGGUUAUGGCUACGGACUACCGAUAUCGCGCUUGUACGCUCGAUACUUCCAUGGCGAUCUGGUUCUUGUCUCGUGCGAGGGGUACGGGACCGAUGCCGUAAUAUAUUUGAAGGCACUUACAAACGAAGCAAAUGAGUUGUUGCCUAUAUUUAACCGGACGUCAACUAAAUUUUACCGGCCGUCACCAGUUUUGGCCGAUUGGUCUGCGCCAGUUCAUAAUACUUCAGGCAGCGGACGUAAGGACAAGCCAUCUCUUUCACACAAGCUAUAGUCAGAGCGAGACGCCGAUACCACUGAGUAAGCGGCGUGACAUUGUAAGUUUCGUACAAUAAAUUUGAAUGUGCAUCGUAGCUGGGUUUUCUAAAUAUUUUUUUAAAUUUAAUAUUGUUAAAUUAAAUAGUCGUAAUAACGAUUUUGUUUAAUAUUUUCCUGGCGUCUCUGUUUGUUUCGUAAUAAAUUUAAUAGAAAUUAUGCGAAUAUUGUAAAUUGCUCUAAAGUAGAAAAACAGAUAUUAGCACUCUUAGUCCAAGUCGAAUAUAUCGAAUGAUACAUUGGAAUUGCAAACAAUCCUAAAUAAUGUAUUUAAAUCAUGAAAUAUACAUAUAUAUUAAUAGGCAUAUAUGCCAAAAAUUUCAUAAAAUUUUAAGGCUGUGUUAGCCUAGUGGUACUCUUAAACUACAUGGAUUGUGAACUUUGAGAACGAUCCGAGUUUUCGACCUGGACUAUGAGUUACCUGUAUCAUAAAAAUGAGUGUUGUAAAAUCGCUACGAUGUGUACAGGUGAAAUGUGAUAGAAAUUGUACCAAGUAUGAGUGAUAAGUGUUGCUAUCUCGCUCUUAUGUAUGCCAAACAUCGUUAGAGCGAGAUAGUGUGAUGUGUAUUGUGAUUAUGUAGUUUAAGAGUUGGUGACUUUAAACUGUUAUCUGUUUAAUUGACGAAAUUUAAGCUAUUUGCAACAGAAUGGUAUUUAUAAUUUCAUAAAAUUAUUCAGUUAAUUUUUUGUUAGUUUCUAUUUUAAACAUUAUUUCGAAAAUAUGAGAGUGAAUUGGCAAUAAGCAAAUAUACUCUCGAUUACAUACGCAUCAAGUACGAAUAGUCUUUAGUUGUGUAUAGACAAUAGAGAGCGGAAAUAUAUUUAGGUAUUCAAGAUAAAUAAUGAAGAUACGUUUAAAGCAAUUUUUUGUAUGUAGAUUUCAUCUUGACCGGCUAAUACCCCGCUUAAGUAGAUUUAAGAAUAAUAAUAUAGACAUGCCAAAAUUCUAGUAAUAAUUCUAUUCCAAAAAUUCGCACUUGGUAGCGUACUCGCAGGAUACUAAUCAACUAAUCCUACCUUCAAUUACUCUUUAUUGUAAAUUGUCAUCUGUCAAAAAGAUGUAAUUUUUCAUAUAAAAACACCUUAAUACAAAGCAAAUAUUACUUUGGGAUCUGGUAUUCCAUAUUUUUGCAAAACCACAUUGUGAACGCACUAAUUAAAAUUACUUAACUUAAAUUAUUAAACUUACUCAAUCCUGCGAGAUAAUUUGUGAUACUCGUUUUUAGACAAUUUUUACUUUAAAUAUAGUUGCAUACUUGAUGCCCUCUCUAUUAAAAUGGCCAAGUUAGACUUAAGAUCUAUUACCAUUGGUAUAUUCUUAAUAAAUAUUAGAAUAGCUUGUGAACCAUCAAAACUAUUUGUGGACUUGAAUAUGAAGGCAAGUGAGACGAAAUGAUGAGAAAGAACCUAAAUAUCAUUUAUGCAAUUCUGAAUGUAUUAUUUUAAAAUGUUUCUACUGUAAUAUAGAGUUAAAAUAGUUUUAGGAAAUGAUAUCAUAGAAUAAGUAUUAUUGUUACAAUAUAUAUGUAUAUAUAUGUAGUAUACUGAAAUAUCAGUAGGUAGUUCGUUUCAGUUGGGAUAAGA